Messenger RNA from Xylaria bambusicola, 1446 nucleotides. RefSeq lists its product as uncharacterized. The record is from RefSeq and is a predicted model, not a curated record. The coding region runs from base 1 to 1446 and encodes 481 amino acids. Lineage: Eukaryota; Fungi; Ascomycota; Sordariomycetes; Xylariales; Xylariaceae. Gene Ontology annotation, molecular function: protein binding. The transcript has 6 exons.
AUGGCUCACCUGACCAGCGUGCCUCUCGAGGUCCUCCUCCAGAUCACCUCUUAUCUCACUACUCCCGAAUUCGGAUCUCUUCGAAGCACCUGUAAGCCGCUUGAGGCAGCCUUGCGUCGCGAUUUCGCGAGAGAGUACUUCUCUAAGAGACAGUUCGCCCUGAUCGAGUUUAGCAUCCAGGCUCUCGUUGAUAUAUCCAAAUCUCAAUUCGGCCCCAGCCUUAAACAUGUCAUCAUUUCUUUAGAACACCCUCUCGCCAUCUCAACCCAUGGUCCCAGCGAAGAAGCAGCGGUUCGUCACAAUCAAUACCAUGCCGAAUACCUCAAUCAUUGGGAAUUCACCUCUACAGGUCUCGAUGUUGAGAUGCUGUCAGAGGCCUUCAAGCACCUUCCUAAUCUCGAGAGCCCGACCGUUGGCAUACGAGACUUCCCCUCAUCAAGUCGCCAUCGAGAUGAAACCACUUGGAAGAGCUAUGGCUGUCCAACCUUCGAAAGAAAGACCCGCAAGAAAUUAGGGCUUCCAGGAAACACGCCCGACUCUCGUGGCGCCGAGUACACUCGUCAUGUUUUUUUGACGCUUUUGAGAGCAAUGGCAAAUGGUGCAGUUUCUGGCUGGAACCCCAACCUCACCCGAAUGGAGAUUCUUUUACAUAACUGUCGACUUCUAGAUCAGUCUUUCAAGAUACCUAAGCGUUUAGACGUCGGGGUUUCAUUGGCCCUCGGCAAGCUCAAAACUUUAUGGUUAGACAACCUCGCUGAGGAUGCACCCCUUUACGUCCAGGCCACCGAUGACCAGCUCGAACCCAUAACUGCAGGAGGGUUCUUUCUCUCCAGAUUCCUGCUGAAAACACCAGCUCUCGAGCACUUGAGGCUCAAUUUCCAGUCGUACCUUCCUGGUUCCGUCGAGAAAUUCCUAUCUUGGGUAGCAAACGCGAAUGAGAAUUCUAAAAGCUCUAAUUCAAGGCCUACCGCCGAUUCUCUACCUCUCCAUUUCCCAUGUGCACCAGAGUUCCCGAAGCUGAAGGUUAUUGAGAUUGGGAUGGCAACUGUGAAGGCAACCGUUCUAUUCACCUUAUAUGAACGAUUUAAGUCAACUCUUGAAGGCGUUGGCCUCCAUAAGACCAUGAUACUAGUUCCAAAGGGCACAAAGGCCAAUUACUGGGCUCGCUUAUGCAAUACCAUGGCAAAGGCUGACCUCCAGCUCAAAAUGGUUUUACUCUCAUAUCUAAGGCAGUCUAACGGAACGCGAAGUGCCCUCGUCACAUUCAACGGGUCAAAAAGGCAGUACGUGAAGAUCUGGAAAGGGACCGCAUUCGCCCAGUCCGCCAAGGAUAUCAUUAGUGAUAUGGAGCUAAACUGGCCCAAUGGGAGCAAUGAUAAAGAUUCAGAUUCGGAUUCGGAUUCGGAUGAUGACGACGAAGAUGAGAUCAUGGAUGAUGCUCUAUGA